AUGGCCGCGAAGCUCUCUCUCUCCUCCGUCUUAGUCGUUUUCUCUCUCUUCUUCUGUUUCUAUCCGUCGUCAUCUUCGUCGGAUGGCUUGGACUCGUACAUCGUUCAUCUGCAGGGAUCUCACAAGCCUUCUCUCUUCUCCUCCCACAGCCAUUGGCACAACUCUCUCCUCCGCUCUCUCCCAUCCUCACCCCAACCGGCGACUCUCCUCUACUCCUACUCACGCGCCGCUCACGGCUUCUCCGCUCGUCUUUCACCUUCCCAGACCUCCGCUCUUCGCCGUCACCCCUCCGUCAUCUCCGUCAUACCGGAUCAGGCGCGUGAGAUCCACACCACUCACACCCCUGCCUUCCUCGGCUUCUCCGAUAACUCCGGCCUCUGGAGCAACUCCAAUUACGGCGAAGACGUGAUCGUCGGCGUUCUGGACACCGGAAUCUGGCCGGAGCAUCCGAGUUUCUCCGAUUCAGGUCUCGAUCCGGUCCCUUCUACAUGGAAAGGCGCGUGCGAGAUAGGGCCUGAUUUUCCCGCGUCUUCUUGCAACCGUAAGCUCAUCGGAGCUCGAGCGUUCCACAAGGGACAUCUCACGCAUCAUCCGCACGCAGAGGAGGAAUCGAGAUCCCCGCGCGAUACAGCGGGUCACGGGACGCACACCGCAUCAACCGCGGCGGGAUCGGUUGUGGUCAACGCGAGUCUGUACCAGUACGCGCGGGGCGUGGCGCGUGGGAUGGCGUCGAAAGCUAGAAUCGCCGCUUACAAAAUCUGUUGGACUGGUGGUUGUUACGAUUCAGAUAUCCUCGCGGCGAUGGAUCAGGCCGUUGCGGAUGGUGUCCACGUCAUCUCUCUUUCCGUUGGCGCCAACGGUUUCGCGCCAGAGUAUCACAAAGACUCCAUCGCGAUCGGAGCGUUCGGAGCGAUGCGGCACGGUAUCGUCGUCUCAUGCUCCGCCGGAAACUCAGGUCCCGGACCUCAGACCGCCACCAACAUCGCUCCCUGGAUCCUAACCGUCGGCGCAUCGACGGUGGACAGAGAGUUCACCGCGAACGCGAUCACCGGAGAUGGGAGAGUCUUCACGGGAACGUCGCUCUACGCCGGCGAACCUCUCCCCGACUCUCAGAUCCCUCUGGUGUACUCCGGCGACUGCGGAAGCAGAUUGUGCUUCCUCGGGAAGCUGAACUCGUCCUUGGUGGAAGGGAAGAUCGUUCUCUGCGACAGAGGAGGAAACGCGAGAGUCGAGAAAGGAAGCGUGAGACAGUAA
This is a messenger RNA of Raphanus sativus (radish), 1254 nucleotides long. Its product is annotated as subtilisin-like protease SBT1.4. The record is from RefSeq and is a predicted model, not a curated record. Gene Ontology annotation, molecular function: serine-type endopeptidase activity. Lineage: Eukaryota; Viridiplantae; Streptophyta; Magnoliopsida; Brassicales; Brassicaceae. Gene Ontology annotation, biological process: proteolysis. The transcript has a single exon. Bases 1 to 1254 code for a protein of 417 amino acids.